Messenger RNA from Cladophialophora yegresii CBS 114405, 573 nucleotides. RefSeq lists its product as uncharacterized. The transcript has a single exon. Bases 1 to 573 code for a protein of 190 amino acids. The record is from RefSeq and is a predicted model, not a curated record. NCBI's taxonomy places the organism in Eukaryota, Fungi, Ascomycota, Eurotiomycetes, Chaetothyriales, Herpotrichiellaceae.
AUGACGCCUCUGUCGACGACCAGCGACGACAGAAAUAUGUUCGGGGAGAGAAUGUCGGAUCUAGGGCUGGGGAGGCACAGUACAUCGAUGAUGGAGGUGGAUGGAGAAGACGAUGGCGUAUCGGAGGGGUUUUCUGAUAGCAUGGCCGAUGGUCUCCCCGAUGGUUUAGCUGACAGCUUGCCGGACGGCCUCGGUCAGGAGCUCCAGGAUGGCAUGGACGCCGGUAUCGACCCCACAAUGCUGCGAAGCGGGCAUGCUGGCUCUACUGGCGGAUCGACGUAUGCGAGUAUGGACGCGUUGCCUUUCGGGACUGCGGUACACAUGGGCUCCCAGGGGCGCAAAAUGCCUGCACAAUCGGUGAACCAGUUCAGUGUUCCCACCCUGGGUCAACAGAGGCUGCAGUCCGUCACACAAAGCCUCGGAACCAUGGAACAGCAAGUCUGGCAGGGACGACAUGACCCCAAGUCAGACGGGCUACUCCCAUGGCCCGGAAACAUGGCCUCGAUGCAUCCACAGGGCAAGGCCGACGAUGGAGGACGUGGGUUUGAUAAUGCGCCCGACGGAGAACGAUGA